ACUGAGAAAGCGAUGGUAGGGAAAAACAAAACUGACCGCAUCUCCGGGACUGACGGGAUAAGUGACGAAUGAACAGGUAGAGUAACGAGCGUUUCGACAAGUAGGAGAAAAUAAUUCUCCCAACCAUAACAGAAACCUAAUCCAGACGAUAAUCGGAUGCCUGUAACGACCGACAUCUUCCAUGGGAGUGCAUGUUUAUGAACUUUAGCUUAGCUAGCCGCUAUGACAGCCAGCGAGGCUAACUUCAACGCUGGUGAACGCUAGCUGUGAAUGAUAGAGGAAGCCAGGGCACUGCUCACUGCUAGGGUUUAUAUUCCACAGCUUCAUGUCAAGUUGGGAUUGUUGACAAGCCAAAAUAUGUUCGGGAAGAAGAAGGCACCGAUGCCCAAGGGUCACGGAGCUGCUGCAGCCAAAAAGAUGGGUCUGUUUGUUGACAUGAGCCCAGAGGAGAUGCUUAUGGGAAUGGACGAUAACCUGGACGACCCGUCCCUAGAGGCAGAGCUUGCUGCAAUCACUGGGGACAAACCCCCUGCUGGUGGGAGGGCAAAGCCGAAGGGCAAAGCCCCUUUGCCAAUGGAAGACAUCGCAAGAAUGGCCGACGACUGUAUGAAAGACUUGGACGAAGAGGACGACGAUGAUGACCUGGAAGAUGACGAGGAUCUUCUGGCCGAGUUACAGGAAGUGGUUGGUGAGGAGGAAACGGGGGAGGCCAUGAAGGCGGACUCCACUUCCACUGUCACUGCAGAAUCUUCUCCAGCGAACACACCAGGGUCCCCGACAGCGCAGGAGCCCUCCUCAGCCCCAGGCAGUCUGCAGCGCACCCUGGAGGAGAGGAGAGCCAUGUACAAGACGGCCCUGGAGAACGCCAAGGCCGCCGGAGAGUCCUCCAGAGUGAGGCGAUACGACCGAGGCUUGAAGGCCCUGGAGACCAUGUUGACGGCGGUGACCAAGGGCCGCAGCGUGAACGAGGCAGACGUCCCCCCUCCGGUGUCCACCGGGGCCCCCCAGUCCCAGGGGCCUGCCCCACCGCGCCCCGCGGACCCCCAGCACGCCCCCGCAGACCAGCAGGGAGAGCCAAGCAAGGAAGAGGAGUGCUCUUCGUCCACCCUGAGCAGCCUGUCGUCCCCUGUGGCGGAGGCAAAGACACCCACGGUGGAUGAGGCAACCAGGAACAUGCUGCUCGAGAGGCAGAGGGAGUACAGGGUGGCCGCGCUACGGGCCAAGAAGCAGGGAGCAGUGGAGCAGGCCAAGCUCUACGUGAGGACCAGCAAGAAGUUUGAUGCAGUGAUGGAGGCGCUGGAGCACGGAACGGCCGUGGACCUGAGCGGCUUGCCGCCUCCCCCACCACUGGAUGAAGGAGGGAGCUCAGCUCCAGCUAAGGAGUCUUCUGUGGCACAACCCUCUGAACCAGUGCCUGCGGCAGCCCAGGCAGCGGGCCCCCCCACGGCCCCCCCCACGGCCCCCAGGGACGUGCUAGAGGCCCUGGAGCAGCGGAGGGCCAAGUACGCCGAGGCCAGCGCCCAGGCCAAGGCCGGCGGGGACGACCGCAAGGCCCGCAUGCACGACCGCAUCGCCAAGCAAUACCAGAGUGCCAUCCGAACACACAAAGCGGGGAAGCCGGUGAACUUUGAGGAGCUCCCCACCCCACCGGGCUUUCCUCCAAUCCCUGGCCAGAAGGGGGCGGGAGCUGAUCAGGGAUUGGCUGCUGCGCUGGAGACAGCCAAUCAGCUUGCCACGACCGACCCUGCAGAUGUGGAUGAGGACGGAGAGGAGGACCAGGUCUCUCCCACCAAGCCCACCAUGGCGGUGCCCCCCAUGGUGCAGCCACAGCGGAAGAAGUCCAGCGCUUCCUCCCCUGUCAGUGAAUCUGCCAAAGAGGGCCUUUCACCCACAGGCACACAGCAGCUGGACUUCCUGGAGGGCCGCAGGAAGCAGUACAUGAGGGCAGCUCUACAGGCCAAGCAGAAGAAGGACUUGGAGCAGGCUAAGGGCUUCCUCCGCUCCGCCAAGGCCCUGGAGCCCCUGAUAGAGGCGGCACGGGCCGGAAACCCCGUGGACAUCAGCAAGGUGCCGUCGCCCCCUGGUGACGAGGAUGAGGACUUCAUCCUCGUGCACCACAGUGAUGUGCAGCUCUCGGAGAAGGCAGAGGAGGUCUACGCACAGCUCCUCAAGAUCCUCAAGGAACAACACGAGAAAUGUCGGACCUACUCCAAACAAUUCACACACCUGGGGAACAUCACAGAGACGACAAAGUUCGAGAAGAUGGCCGAGAGCUGUAAGAAGAACCUGGAGAUCCUGAGGCUGUCGCAGGCGCGGGGGCUGGACCCCCCCAAGCACCACUUUGAGGAGAGGACCCAUCGCACCGUCAGGAUCUUCCCGGAGCUCAGCAGUACUGAGAUGGUGGUGGAGUUGGUCAAAGGGUUGAAUCUACCCGCUCCUAGUGGUAUCCAAGCAAAUGACCUGGAUGCAUACGUCAAGUUUGACUUCCCCUAUCCAAGCACAGAGAAACCUCAAUCCCAUAAAACGGCGGUCAUCAAAAACAACAAUUCACCAGAAUACAACCAGAGCUUCACGCUGACCAUCAACCGCAACCACCGGGGCUUCAGGAGGGUGCUGCAGUCCAAGGGCCUCAAGCUGGAGGUCCUGCACAAGGGGGGGUUCCUGCGCAGCGACAAGGCGGUGGGCUCGGCCGUGGUGAAGCUGGAGCAGCUGGAGAGCCAGAGCGAGAUCAGGGAGAUCGUUGAGGUGAUGGACGGCCGGAAGCACACAGGGGGCCGCAUCGAGGUGAAGGUGCGUCUGAGGGAGCCUUUGAGCGGACAGGACCUGCAGACCUCCACGGAGCGCUGGCUGGUGCUGGACCAGUCGCAGGUUCUUCUUUAGAUGUUGCCGCGAGACUGAAGACGCCCUCCAAGACUCAAGUCGCCUCUCCUCGGAGGCGUUUGUGGAGGCUUGGGAAGAGGAGGGAAGAGAGCCAGAGAAUUCAAAGGAGGAAGAGGAGAAGGACAAUUCCGAUGUCUUCAGACACUUUCACUGACUUUCUGGGACGCCGUCGGCUGCUGAGAAACACACACGCACACGCACACAAACCCACACACUCGCACACCUGCCAGAGGGCGGUUAUAGUGUGUCCUCCCAACUGAAUCGCCUGGCUUCCUUUCCUCUUCGCUGUGUACGUUCUCACCUAGUUAAUCAAGUUCAACACAAUGCCAUAGAAUAUGCAUUUGCAGCGCUAGCACACUUCUUCCACAGUUUUCAAUUUCAGCCAUAAUUGCUCCGUUACCGCCAUACGCUUACACGUCAGGGAGAGGUCUGACUUCGGCCAAUAGCGGCUUGCCACACGCGCGCGGCUGUUACAAUGCCCGCCGUUGGCCGGAGAAUGACGAUUCGUUCAGCGAGUGUUGUGAACGAGCCGGUGAACGGUUAAAAGAGGCUUAUGAGCAAGGUGACCUGAAGCUUGCUCUCCUCUCUCACACACACACACACAUGCACGCACACUUUCGACACACACCCCCAACACCAAGAUCAAGCCCUAGAGACAGCAGUCAACCGGGGUCACUGCUGCUGAAGUAGUGAAAUACCGUCACACACUGAAGGGUUGUAUGACGUUACCUGGCACCUGUCUGGGCCAAUCAGAAAGCAGCGUUAACCCAGGUGUGACUGAGCACAGUGCUGCCCCUGGGUUUGAUGUUUGUUGAUAAGAGGGCAGAGACUCGACGGGGAGUUCAGUCUGAACCGGCUGCCUGUAGAUGAGCUUGUUUGUGUUGAAGAGUGUGUUAUUAUCGUCUCUGGACCCUUAGAAUUUGCACUUCUGCACUAAUACCAAAGUAAUCACUGUUGCUGUAAAAAACAAAUAAUGCGAAUUCGAAAGGGCCUUUGGGGGCCACUUUGGUAACCAUAACAACGUGUGUGUGACUGGACAUGGAAAAGUUCAGCUUUGUUGCGGGUAUUUGAGACCCCCCCCCAAUCUGCCGUCUCAUAUAUAUAUAUAUAUAUAUAUAUAUAUAUAUAUAUAUAUAUAUAUAUAUAUAUAUAUAUAUAUAUAAAAUCUAUUUAUCAAUGGAAGUGGGGGGGUUCUUAACAGAGACAGAGCAAUGUUCAAAGGAUAAUAUAAGUUGGCGGUACUAUAAAAGGUUUCAUGUGAUUUGUUCAUAGUAAUUAAAAUGGCACAAUGUGUUUCAAGGCACGGACACCUUUAAUGUCUUUUCACUGUUGAGCCAAGUUGUGUCUGUCCACGGGUGGGGUCGCCAAGGUGUCUGCCGUGGGUGACCUUCACCCGGUACGUAUGGGUUUCGCUCUUGUCGGUUGUUGUGUUCUCUCGCUUUGAAAGGUUUACAUUUUGUAGCACUUAACUGCACAUCCGAAUCACUAGGGGGCCCUAAUGUUCACGGAUCUUAGAUGAGUUUUAAAUGUUGUGGUCGUCCCCUGAUAUCCUAACCUACAUCAUCAGUGCAUUCGAGCUCAAAUGGAAAACGCAAGCGUGUGUUGCUUUGCAGAUGGCUGGAUGGCUGUUGGAUCUAGGCUGGCAAAUUCUUAAAAAGAAAAAUUCAGACAAAUUCCUUUACACCGGUCCAUAAAAUACAGACUUUGAGCCAAUACAGAUUCAUUUCAACCAACUAUACCUCCGCGCUGUCACAGUUUUCACCAACCGUGUCACUAUUGUCACAACGUUUUCCAAUGACUCUUUGUUGGCGUCUCAACGUUAUGCUUUAUUUAAAGGUUUUUGAUCUUUAUCUUCCUUUACUCAUUCUUUGGUGAUGAGGAGUAACAUUCUUACGAAAGAUAUCGGUUGUAGUCGAAAUUGUAUGUGUAAACAGAUUGAAAUUGAACUUUUACAAUUGAAGCGAUUUUAUUUUUGCACACUUAAAUCAUAGAAGAGAAUAGGCUCUUAUUUUGAUGAGAAACAGUGUCGAAUGACGCUGUUUAAGAGGUUUGGAUGAAAAUAAUAAGAAAACACCAUCUUCUCAAUUUUGUAUAAGUCUUUAUUAUACAUAUACUACAUGUUUCUUUUGCUAAAGACUGCGAUUGAAAAUGUUUGUAGUGUAAUGAACAUCAACAUGUUUAGUUUUUUUUGGCUUACCGUACAGUUCAUCUCGACUGAGAUCAAAGAUAAAUAAAAUAAAGACGAUUUUAACAACACCCAGUAAUUGGAGGGAUU
Gadus morhua (Atlantic cod) is the source of this 5155-nucleotide messenger RNA. It is a transcript of the gene cc2d1b, whose product is annotated as coiled-coil and C2 domain containing 1B. Gene Ontology annotation, molecular function: DNA-binding transcription repressor activity, RNA polymerase II-specific. Bases 271 to 2880 code for a protein of 869 amino acids. The record is from RefSeq and is a predicted model, not a curated record. NCBI's taxonomy places the organism in Eukaryota, Metazoa, Chordata, Actinopteri, Gadiformes, Gadidae. The transcript has 26 exons.